Messenger RNA from Leptopilina heterotoma, 1261 nucleotides. RefSeq lists its product as uncharacterized. The coding region runs from base 144 to 1127 and encodes 327 amino acids. NCBI's taxonomy places the organism in Eukaryota, Metazoa, Arthropoda, Insecta, Hymenoptera, Figitidae. The transcript is spliced from 2 exons. The record is from RefSeq and is a predicted model, not a curated record.
UUGAUCGUUUCUAUUUCUAUACUGAUUCCAAAGUAAAUAAUUUUUAAUUUGAAACGUUAUUCAAAAAUAUUAGAAAAAAGAAAAUUUAGGUUUAAUUGAAUUUUCAUCCGUGCGUCACGACAUUAAAAACAGUUUUCAGAAAAAUGGAUCUAUCAAUAUUCAUAAAUUCUCUGCUGAUUAUUCACAUUGUAACACUCUACACGUGCAUUAAUGCUGAAAAUUUCGUUUCAUUAUCAAAAGAACAAGAUGAUAAUAAUAACACAUUACGAGAACAAAUUGAACCAAUCGAUCAUCAGUUAGAUAGAAAAGCAGAAAUUGCACGUCUCACUAAUUUGGGAAUGGAUGAACCGGAAUUAUUUUAUAAUUUAACACAUACAAAUAAUUAUCCAAGAAACUGUUCGAAAUUAAGGCAAAAAUUACGAGAACUUUAUAAACCUAUUCUCAAUACAUCAUUCCGUAGAAUAUGGUUUCGAGGAACUUUAAAAUAUUCAAAAUAUUUCUACAGAAUAAAAAAUCUUUCUUCAAAAGUAAGAUUUGAGGAUUAUUUUGCACUUAAACUUUUCAAAGUAAUAGGAUACGAUGAGAUGGAAUACGAUACGGAUAUAUCGCGAAGAAUGAAAAAUGCCAUCUACAGUGUUGCAUUAACACAAUUAAAUGAUCCAAAUGAAAAAGUUAAUUACACACUAUUUAAAGGUUUCACCAAUCUAACAACAUGGUACAGGGAACAAUUUAACGAAACUCGAAAAGAAUUACAAUGGAAUGAUUUUACAGUGGUUGAAACAACACGAGAGAGUUCAGAUUUUAUGACGAAAGGCAAAAAAUUAAAGGAUCCAUUUAAUAUCAUGACGGAAUGUGUUUAUGAAAUGUAUUUUCCAAAACCAUAUUUGAGAGUUAAUCUUGACGAGAUUAUUAGUUAUAAUAUAUUUACGGAGGUUAUUCUACUUUCAGGAACGAAAUUUUUCAUUAAUGAGACAAUUUGGACAAGAGUUAAUGAGACAAAUGAACCUUUGACAAUUAAAAUGACGCAUAAUGAUGAAAAUGUUGGAUUACUUGAUCAACAGAAGAUAAUUAUGAGCAAACUGAAAAAAUUACGAGAAACUGGAACUCAAUUUUAUGUUUGUGAAUAAUAUCUUAUGUUAUAUUAAUUAAGCUAUGUUAAUUAUUAUUAAUUUGAAAUUUAAGAUUUUGAAUAUUUUGUUUUAACAAUAAAACGUAAACCGAUACCAAAUGGGACUUUUUAUAAUAUAUAUGUAGAUAAAAA